Chinchilla lanigera (long-tailed chinchilla) is the source of this 6365-nucleotide messenger RNA. RefSeq names its product glutamine rich 2 (gene Qrich2). The record is from RefSeq and is a predicted model, not a curated record. The transcript has 21 exons. The coding region runs from base 278 to 6334 and encodes 2018 amino acids. Lineage: Eukaryota; Metazoa; Chordata; Mammalia; Rodentia; Chinchillidae.
CAAACGUUCUGCGGCUGUGAGUUGGUGCCAGGAGGGCGGAGACCCACGGGGAGGCCCCGUGGACCCCGCAGGGGUGCAGGGCACUGAUUCCAAGAGGCCAGGGUUUGCGGUGCCUGGCUCAGUCCCGUGAUUGUAGCCCUGCUCAGCUAGGGGCGGGGCAGGGGCGCCCCGCGGACCUCGCAGGGUCCUCAAAAAGCCCCAGAAGCACGAGGAGGAGUGAGGGGGUGUUGGUCGCCCGCGUACCUGGGGGCGUGCACCUCUCCCCACAGAGGUCGCGAUGCCGCCUGCCACGCCGGUCAGCAGGGUCUCCCUUAGGGAGCUCGCUGACCUGGCCAUUGGCACCCCAGAGGUGGGCGCCGUCAACUUCACGGCCCUGCAUACUCUCAUUGUGGCCAUCCUCAAGAAUCUCAACCUCCAAGAGACACUCAUCGACUUCCAGUCCCUGUCGCCCGAGGGAGGCCGCUCAAUCGAGUCCCUCCGCUCAAUUGAGCCCCUCCGAACUUCGCGCAGCACUCUUAGCACACCACAGUUACACCCGAGCAAAGAGAAGCGCAAGAUUGGGAGAUCAUCCUCCCAGAUCCUGGAGAGCCAGGUGAAGGACCUGGGCGACCAGGUGCAGGACCUCACCAAGCAGCUCCAGGCCGUGGACAGCCAGGUGCAGGUCAUCGUUACCCACGUGCAGCAAAUCACCUCGCAGACCAUGGACUUCGAGGCCCCCACGGUGCUGGAGGUAAAGGACAUGCCAGACACGGAGGAGGCUCGGAUAAGGUCGAUGAAGGUCCAGGAGGACGUAAGGAAGCCCUCGGACCUGCUCCAGGAUGCUGUGGAAGAUGCAAAAAGUUUGAAAGAAGCACGCCCAAAAGCACAGGCGUUGAAACCACAGAGUUUCCAGGAAGUUUUGCGGCGCAUGGAAGGGCGCAUGGAAGAGCUCGAGAAGCUAGUCAAAGAGCGAGAUGAUUUCCUGGACUACGUGAGCCAGAAACUGAAUUUUCUUCCUGGUGGAGAAGAAGUGACCAUGGUCACCUGGGAAGAGCUAGAGCAAGCCAUUGCCGAUGGCUGGAGGGCCACCCAAGCGGGCUCAGAAACAACAGUAGGACUUUCUAAGCGCAAAGCGCAGUCUCCCUUAACAGCAAGUGACAUCAUUCCAAGUGGGAGCUCCACCAAGCAUGCAAGCGCUGAUCACAUUCCAGAUUCCACUGGCGGACCAGGUCAGGUCUUACCGGGAUCCAGUGCCACAGGCCACCUCUACGAAAGGGUCCCUAGCAGAGAACGAAGCAAAGGCACCUUUGUUCCUGGUAAAGAACAGCACACAAGGGCCCGUGAUGAAGCUAGCAUGUCCAGACUGCAUCAGCCUUCUACAUCCCAAUUGAGAACAGAUUCAGAUCUCCACAGGAGCAGAGAACGGUUUACUUCAAUGUAUCCAAGAAGAGAUAUACAUACCAGUCCAGCUCAGCAAGACACACCCUUGGCCAGAGAUCAGUAUCAGUAUGUGCAUCCAGAUCAGCGUGGUGGGGUACCCACGAGCCAGGGUCAAGGCUUCCUAAGCCAGGAUCAUCAUGAAAUAGGACUACCUGGCAUGGAUCAGCUUGGAUUCCUACAUCCUAGCACUAUACCACCUGGUGUGGUACCCAUCAGUGUAAAUCAGCUUGGUAUGCUACCACCUCAAGUGGAUGGUCAGGGAUUGGUACCACUUGGCAUGGAUCAGCAUGGAUUUGUAAUAUAUGGCAUGGAUCAACAAGGACUGGCUCCCCCGGGCAGGGACCAGCAAGGAUUAGUACCUUCUGGCACAGACCAACGUGGAUUGCCUCCAGUUCCUAUAGAUGGACAUCAUUUGGUAUCACCUGGUUUGAUUCAAGUUAGUGCAGAUCAACAAGGCUUUGUGCAGCCCAGUUUAGAAGCAUCUGGCUUUAUACAACCUGGCACAGAGCGUGGUGGUUUGAUUCAGCCAGAGAGAGAUCAGACUGCUUUGGAGCAGCCUGAUACAUAUCAGCCUGGCUUGGCCCAGCCUGUUGCAGAUCAACGUGGUUUGGUACAGCCUGGUGAAUAUUCACCUGGUUUGGUACAACCUGGCAAAGAUCAAGAUAGUUUGACCCAACCUCGAAUGGGUCAGCGUAGGUUAAUAAAACCUGGUACGGUUCAGCAGGUUUUGAUGCAGCCUGGUGUAGAUCAGCUUGAUGUGGCACAGCAUGGUGCAGAUCAGCAUAGGUCAGUCCACCCUGAAAAGGGUCAGUAUGAUCUCUUGCAACCUGGGGCAUUUCCUAGUGGUUGGGUGCAGCCUGGUGCAUAUCCCCCUGGUUGGACACAGCCUGGUGCAGAUUCCCGUGGAUUGGUCCAACCUGGUAUAGGUCAACGUGGUUUGGUUCAGCCAAGAGCUGAUCGACAUGGUUUUGUGCAGCCUGGAAUGGACCAGCGUGAUUUGGUACAAGCCAGUGCAGAUCAACAAGGUCUGGUGCCACCCAGUGCAGAUCAACAAGGUCUGGUGCCACCCAGUGCAGAUCAACAAGGUCUGGUGCCACCCAGUGCAGAUCAGCAUGGUUUGGUGCAGCCUGGUGCAGUUCAGCAUGGCUUGGUGCAGCCUGGAAUGGAUCAGCAUGGUUCAGUGCAACCUGGUGCAGAGCAGCAAGGUUUGAUGCAACCUGGUGCUGAUCAGCAUGAUUUGGUACCACCUGGCGAAGUUCAGCAUACUUUGGUGCAACCUGGCAUGGAUCAGCAAGGUUUGUUGCAGCCUGGUACAGUUCAGCAUGGUUUGGUGCAGCCUGGUGUAGGACCGCUUGGUUUGACACCUCCUGGUGCAUUUCCACGUGGAUUGGUGCAGCCUGGUGCUUUUCCGCGUGGGUUGGUGCAGCCUGGUGCAUUUCCACGUGGAUUGGUGCAGCCUGGUGCCUUUCCAGGUGGAUUGGUGCAGCCUGGUGCAUUUCCGCGUGGAAUGGUGCAGCCUGGUGCAUUUCCGCGUGGAAUGGUGCAGCCUGGUGCAGGUCAGUUUGGAAUGGUACCACCUGGCAUGGAUCAACAUGCAUUAGUGCAACCUGGUGCCGAUCAACGUGGUUUGUUGCAAUCUGGUGCAGAUCAGCAUGGUUUGGCACAACCUGUUACAGAUCAAGAUGGCCUGGUGCAACCUGGCACAGAUCAGGGCGCUUUGACACAACCUGGCACAGAUCAGGGCGCUUUGACACAACCUGGCACAGAUCAGGGCACUUUGACACAACCUGGCACAGAUCAGGGCGCUGUGACACAACCUGGCACAGAUCAGGGCGCUGUGACACAACCUGGCACAGAUCGGAGUGGUUUGGUACAACCAGGUGUUGAUUGGAGUGGUUUGGCACAAUCUCGUGCAGGUCAGUUUGGUGUGGUGCAACCUGGAAUUGGGCAGCAUGUUUUGUUACAGCCUGGGGCAGAUCCUCGUCGCUUGGUUCAACCUGGUACUUAUAUGCCUAGCUUGGCUCAGCCUGGUCCAUAUCCUCCUGGUUUGGCCCAAUCUGGUGUACACCCACCUGGUUUGGUGCCGCCUAGGGCACAACAGCCUAGUUUGUUCCAAUCUGGUAUCUCUCCUUAUGGUUUGGUUCAACCUGGUGCAUAUCCACAUGGUUUGGUGCAAUCUGGAAUGGAUCAGCGUGGUUUGAGACCAUCGAGUGCAGAUCAGCAAGGCUUGAUAGCACAAGGCCCAGGGUUGCAUAGCUUUCCAACACUCCAGGCAGAUUCUAGAAGCUUGAGAUCACCUCACCCAUAUCAGUAUGGUGUGUUACCUCCUGGCCAAGAACAAUAUGGUCGAGUGUCGCCACUCCUACCAGGUCAAGGCUCAUCAUCACCACGUACAGACACACAGAGUUUAGUAUCACCAGACACCCAUUGGCCAGGUGUGACGCAUCCUGGUAUAGAUCAGCAAAGCCCAGCGCCAUUAGGCACAGAUAUGGGGUCUGCACACCCUGACCCAGAUCAGCAAGGCCAGCUGUACCCAGGUGCAGUUCAAUCUGGUCAGGCGUAUCCUGUCGGGGACCAGCAGGGCCCAGUGUACCCAGACUACGGUGGCCCAGGGUACACAGGUGUUGAUCCACAUGGCCAGGUAGCUUUGGAUCCAAACAGGAUUCCUGCCUUUCCUGCUCAGACUGACCUACGCCAAGAUGCCACCUCUUUCAGGAGUCGAGACUCCCUUAGCUUUCCCCAAGUCUCACCAGAAGGAAGUGAACCCAGGAGUGGGGCCCAGAGCGAGCGGCAUGAGUCAGUGGAGAAACUGGCUCCUAACUUCCCCAUGGCCCUGGAGACCUUUCGUCUGAUGGGAGAGCUCAUCGGCCUCUAUGUGGAGCUAAAGGAAAGGAUGAAGGAGCUGGAUGACAAGGCUGGCCAAACCGACUCGGAGAAGAUCCAGUACCUGUUUACGCUGCUGGUCAAGAAGACCUUACCCCCUGACCUGGACGAACAGAUGAAGUCCUUAAAGACCUUGGCCAAAGAAGUUCGCCAGGAAAAGGCAAAACUGGACAAGUUGCAAAGGAUCCUGGAGGGCGAUGGUGAGGCCCCAGGGAAGGAGCUGAAGGCUGGUCAGCUAGGCCUGCAGCUGGGCCUCCUCAGAGUCACCGUGACUGACAUUGAGAAGGAGCUGGCUGAGCUGAGGGACAGCCAAGAGCAGGGCAAGGCCGCCAUGGAGAAUUCAGUGGUUGAAGCCUCCCUAUUCCUACAGGAUCAGUUAGACAAGCUCAGGACGAUCAUCGAGAACAUGCUGGCCUCCUCCUCCACACUGCUGUCCCUGAGCAUGACGCCACACAAGUCCCUGGCCGGCAUGGCACCCAGCGAGAUUCACCCCGAGGCCACUUGCCCCGCCUGCAGCUUGGACCUAAGCCACCAGGUCAGCACACUGGUGCAACGCUACGAGCACCUGCAGGAAAUGGUCAACAACCUGGCUGCCUCCCGGCCCUCUAAGAAAACCAAGCUUCAGAGCCAGGACGAAGAGCUGCUGGGCCGUGUGCAGAGCGCCAUCCUGCAGGUGCAGGGCGACUGCGAGAAGCUCAACAUCACCACCAGCAACCUCAUUGAGGACCAUCGGCAGAAGCAGAAAGACAUAGAUGUGCUGUACCAGGGCCUGGAGAAACUUGAGAAGGAAAAGGCCAACAGGGAGCACCUACAGAUGGAGAUCAACGUGAAAGCUGAUAAGAGCACCCUGGCGUCCAAAGUGAGCCGUGUGCAGUUUGAUGCCACCACGGAGCAGCUGAACCACAUGAUGCAGGAGCUCAUGGCCAAGAUGAGAGGGCAGGAGCAGGACUGGCAGAAGCUGCUGGACAAGCUCCUGGCAGAGAUGGACAUGAAGCUGGACCGCUUGGAGCUGGACCCAGUGAAACAGGAGCUGGAGGAUCGGUGGAAGUCACUUCGGGAGCAGCUCAAAGAGCGCUCUCCCCUCUACCAGGCAGAUGAGGCAGCCGCCAUGCGGAGGCAGCUCUUGGCUCAUUUCCACUGCCUGUCCUGUGACCGUCCUUUGGAGACUCCUGUGACUGGACAAAUCAUCCCUGUGACUCCUGUGGGUCAGGCCCUGCCUGGGCACCGUUCCAUCCGCCCCUACACGGUGUUUGAGCUGGGGCAGGUCCGCCAGCAGAGCCGCAACCUCAAGCUUGGCGGCACCUUCCCUCGGGGCGACCAGUCAUCAGUGGAGCGGAGUGUGGGCCGCCUGCGCACCAUGCACUCUAAGAUGCUGCUGGACAUCGAGAAGGUGCAGAUUCACUUCGGAGGCUCGGUGAAGGCCAGCAGUCAGAUGAUCCGUGAGCUGCUGCAGGCCCACUGCCUCAGCUCUCCCUGCUACAAACGGGUGCCCGACUCUUCGGAUUACACCUACUCAACCAUGUCCCGGCGCUGUGGGGGCAGCCACACUCUCACCUACCCCUACCGCCGCAACCGCCUGCAGCACCUGCCCCAGGGCCUGUAUGCCCCCGAAGAGAUCCAGAUCGCCAUGAAGCAUGACGAGGUGGAUAUCCUGGGCCUGGAUGGACAUAUUUACAAGGGACGGAUGGACACGAGGCUGCCAGGCAUCCUGACCAAAGACCGGACGACGAAACACAAGCCCAAGCAGUCUCGGCCCCAUGGGCACAGGCAGCAGCCCCUCAGCAACACCAGCCAGCUGCCCUCUCGGCCUCAGAGCGCUCAGGCGUCGGCUGCAAACUCCUCAGUUUCUUCAAAGCAACGCAAAGACAGACCUGUCUCCUCGGAGGGCCGGCUAGCCCAGUCUGAUAUGACCCACCCACCCAGCCCCGACCUGCAGGGUGGCCCCACGGAGCUGGGGAUGAACACGGCUAUGCCUCCUGAGGAGGGGCUUGAGGAGCCCACCAGGGGGCCAAGGCCCAGCACGGCCCAAUGAACAGAGCUGUAAAUAAAGUCUGGGAAGAAGG